UCUCGCUUCGUUCAGAGUGGUUUUUCUCCUUGCACCAAGCGGUUGUUAUUCUCGCCCAGCAGCAAGCAGCAGGAAGUGUCUCCAUCCAGAGUUCCUUUUUUUGCAGUGCAGCAGAGUUCCAUACUGCUUGUAAAGAAGCCUGUUUCCCGUUUGUCUCGGAAUUAGCGCCGAGUGUCCUUUUUUGGCGAACUAGAAGAUUGAUCUUUGAUCCCUCCCCGGAAAGUGUUCCAGGGGUGCGCCUCGCGAGUUAGAAGUUCCGUUUUUCAGUUUUCUACCUCCGCCGCGCCGCGUUCGGUUUUUUCGGCGUUUCCACCCGAGAGAGCGAGAGAAAGGGAAAAGAAGAGCGGAGAAAUCCGUGUGAGAGAGAGAGAGAAAGUUGGCAAUUUUGCGCUGAACGCGGAGAAAAGAAGAAACCCAAUAUUCGCUGGUUGCGAAGUGCAGAAGAAAGAGUAUAGUUUCGAACGGGCAGCAUAAAGGAAAAGCCGGAAGCCUUGUCCCGAAAAUCGUGUCCGACCUGAUUUUGGUGUGGAUUAGUCGGCCGUUUUUUCUUUCAUUUCUCCCCCUUUGCACGGUGAAAAGUGAAUCGGAAUUGACGACCGGAGAUUUCCGAAACAGAUUCUUCAUCCAAUAUGUCGGAACGCGAGAACAACAUCUACAAGGCCAAGCUGGCCGAACAGGCCGAGCGAUACGACGAAAUGGUGGAAGCAAUGAAGAAGGUUGCUUCCAUGGACGUGGAACUCACAGUCGAAGAGAGGAAUCUCCUCUCGGUCGCCUACAAGAAUGUCAUCGGAGCACGACGUGCCUCCUGGCGGAUAAUUUCCUCCAUCGAACAGAAGGAAGAAAACAAGGGCAUCGAAGAGAAGCUGGAGAUGAUCAAAAACUAUCGCUCACAAGUCGAGAAGGAACUGCGAGACAUCUGCUCCGACAUCCUCCAGGUACUCGACAAACAUCUGAUCCCGUGCGCGACGACCGGCGAGAGCAAGGUGUUCUACUACAAAAUGAAGGGAGAUUACCACCGCUACCUGGCCGAGUUCGCCACCGGUGACGAUCGUAAGGAUGCCGCCGAACACUCGCUCGUUGCCUACAAGGCCGCCAGUGACAUCGCAAUGACUGACCUUCCACCAACGCACCCAAUCCGGCUGGGACUGGCUCUCAACUUCUCAGUAUUCUACUACGAAAUCCUGAACUCGCCGGACCGUGCCUGCCGCCUAGCGAAAGCCGCAUUCGACGACGCAAUCGCCGAGCUGGACACCCUCAGCGAGGAAAGCUACAAAGAUUCUACGUUAAUCAUGCAGCUGCUGCGGGAUAACCUUACAUUAUGGACAUCCGACAUGCAGGGUGACGGUGACGGCGGCGAACAGCGAGAACAAGUGGUUCAGGACGUCGAAGAUCAGGACGUGUCGUAAUUUGUUACACGACUCGUUUUAUGUGUGAAUUUAUUUUAUUAAUUAAAGAAAAUAAGAUUAAGCAUUAUUAAAUAAGCUAUACAUAAGAAAACAACAAAGAAAAGGAAGAAAAAUACUACAGCAUACACAUAAACAACACUCCAAACAAAACAAAAAGAACAGACAAAAAACCGCAAGUCACACACAACACCCCCAAACAGAACCGAUGAGAGCAACAAGAACGCAAAGAGCAAGAGAGAGUGAAACAAAAGCAGAAACAAAAUGUCGAAUUCUUACUUGUAAAAGUGAGAAAGUAUCUCAAUGGAAACAGGAAAAAAAUAACAAUUCGGAAUCGAGGAAACCGGACUUCUCGCGUCACGUCGUGUCACUCAUCUUCCUCUUUGGCAAUAUCUGGAUCUGGGAGUUGGAAGGAUAGAGGUCAACAAGACAUAGCAAUUGGAACACACACAAAAACUACAAGGUACGCAUUUGUGCACUCCCAAACCACUACACAAAACACCGCAGACACAAAUACUUACUACUACUACAUCAAAAGAAACAAAAGCAGCGUAUUAGAGCAUAUUGAUUACUACAACUACUACUAGUAAAAAAGCUACAAAAAUCAGCUGAGUGGUGUAUAAAGAGAAACAGAAAAUCAUCAUCCAUUAAAUGUGUAUUGUUUUUGUCAAUAUAUAUUAAUAAAAAAUAAAAAGGAGUAAUCCGCAAAAAAUAAUAAAAAUGGAAUCUAAAUUCAAAGAAGGUAACACAAAAAAGCGGCAAAGAACAGUAGGAGAAGCAAGUAUAGUAGGAAGCUACUAUCCGCUAGUGUCAUUUUCCGUAUUUAACUUGAAUUCGUCCUGCGAUGUUCCGACUGGACGAAAGCCGGGGUUCCCUUCGAACUACUAUCCCCUUGUGUGCGUGGAAGGAGAGUAGCUCAUUUUGAAAACAUUCCUAUUGUGAGAGAACUUUUUUCGGGAAAGGAAAAUCUUGGCGUGUUACCCACCAGAGUCCUGGCAGCGUUUUGUGAGAGUUUUGUGUAAGUAUUAUCAGUAUUCGGAUUUCAAAUCCCAAGAGUAUUCUGUUCACGCUAGAGAGAGGGCCCGAUUCGGUUGGGUUGAUUAUCGCCUUUUCUCGAUUGUUUGUGUUGAUGUGAAAUCCCGCAGUUCGGAAUCGCGCUCGGUCUUUCCGAAAGUCGGAACACAUGUCGAUCAUAUUUGUGUUUUCAUCCGUUGUUCGAUAUCCUUCGCCCCCUCGCAUGGUGAGAAAACCAAUCCUUAGCAUUAGCGAUAUUUAUAGGUGUGUAAAACAUACUCCAUUUCGGAAUGAAUGCAUCACCGCACUCGACUCGAGAUUUGUAACUAAUCAUCUCGCAAUGUUUCGUUAAUCGGUUUCCAUUGUGUUUCCCGCCGUUUCGUUAAACUUUCCGUAGCCGAAAGACGGCAAACCAAACGAUACAUAAAGCAGGGAAAUGAGUGUGAUGGAUAUUGACCCUUAUCCCGAGUGUUGCAGAACCGCCUCUACAGGCUUCGUUAGGAAACGCGGUAAAAAGGAGCACAAACCUACAUAAGAACUUUGAACAAUUGGAAAACGGAGCACGUUAGGUUGGGUCUGUUGCGCUUCGAUUGGGGAAAAGUCCUUCGAGAACAUCUAAGCUAAGGGAAAAGUGCGAACUAGUUUUCUAAAAUCCAACAAAAGCGAAUUUUCGAGGAAAAUACGAAAUCGUCAUUGAAUAGUCUAGUAAAUUGCCGAAUAUAAACAAAAUCAUUGCAUUUAUUAUCACACUCUCACAUCAGCAGAAUAAGAAUCAUUACUAACCAUCUGACUCUCGUUGUAACGAAUUGAAACUAGAUGAAUGACAUUCAUGACGAACCACACACCUACUGAUGACGAAACAACAGUAGUAAGCGAACGAUUACGUCUCUAAACAACAUGUGCAAGCUAUGUUUUAUUCAGCUGGAAAAUUUGUAAUGAACAAAAAACGUUUCUAGUAGUAGCUAUUGGAUGCAGCUUUUUAAUUGCUACUAAACCUGUAUUUACGUGUGUUUUUCUCAUAGCCUAAACUAUACUUGAUGUUCCCAAAACCAUCUUCAUCCUCUCUCACACACAUAUUCACACUAACAGUUCGUUUCCCAGGGUUAGCAAAACUGUUCCCCGCAUUUUGGUUGUCCGUUCCCAUUUCCAUUUUCAUUGACAAGAAAACCAAACGCUAGAGCGAACAUCCGACGUAUCAAUUUCCGAAUUAAAUUUAAGGCGGUAAAAAUAACAAAAUAAUAAUUAUUAAAGAGAACAAGAAAAAAACCUAUUGAUUAUUAUGAGUAGAGGUAUAAAUUUAAAGAUAAAUUAAUUGAAUAAAGAGACCCAUGCAAAACUACUUAAACUUAACGCAAAGCAACCGAAUCCUACAAGUACAGAACAAAAAAUACGCUAGUAAGUGAAUUACUUAAACAUCCACACGAAAAAAAAACGUUACAAGAAUCAGAAGCGAAUAAGCACUUCCAAAAAAGAAACUUACGUUUAGUAGAAUCUCGACAUUUUCCAACAUUCUUCUCGUUUGUUUUCUAUUGAUCCGGAAUUUUGUUGAUUGUGCCAUCGUCGCAAUUCGAUCGGUUUCAGAGCAUUUAAAAACAAUCGAAAACAAAGCACACACUUUUGUUUCCUCUUCAGUGUUCGGAACAGUUUUUUUUUCUCUUAUUUCUUGAUCGUUUCACCGGAUAAGAAAAGAAAAAGAGUCGCUCGCAAUUCACCACGAACAGCAGAAAAAUCAAAUGUCUCAUGGAAAAUAAACUAACACACCCACACAGACACAAAAAAAGGAAGACUCACACACACCGAAAGCAAACAUCAACAAACGAAAGUAUUUUGCGCGCGCGAAAACAAAAUGGUUUUAUUUUUUCGUUUUAAGUUUUACUAUUUGAUGAGAGAUGUAGAAACAAAAGGAAAUUUAAAAAUUCAAUGUACAUGGAAACAAUGCUAUAUUCGGAAGAAAAUGAAAACAAUUCACACAACAUCAACAACACACAAAAAAACAUUAUUGAAAUGUAGUUCGAUUGAGAACAUUGCAAUCGACGUCAGCUAAUAAAAAAGAAUAGAAAAAAAAAAACAAGAGAUUACUCACACAUUAUGGGAAAGAAACAACAUUCUCAUUCACCGUCAAAAAAUGAAAUAAUAAAUGGGCGUAAUAAGUUAAUUGAAAACAAUGGACGGCAGGCAAAAGCAGCAAAACAACUAUAUACAAGACGAAAAGCAAGUAAAAACAAGAGAACAUUGAGCAUGAUGAAACCACAAUAGUGAAUUAA
Aedes aegypti (yellow fever mosquito) is the source of this 4681-nucleotide messenger RNA. It is a transcript of the gene 14-3-3epsilon, whose product is annotated as 14-3-3 protein epsilon. NCBI's taxonomy places the organism in Eukaryota, Metazoa, Arthropoda, Insecta, Diptera, Culicidae. The transcript is spliced from 6 exons. Gene Ontology annotation, cellular component: cytoplasm. The record is from RefSeq and is a predicted model, not a curated record. Bases 630 to 1406 code for a protein of 258 amino acids. Gene Ontology annotation, biological process: signal transduction.